Messenger RNA from Solanum lycopersicum (tomato), 444 nucleotides. NCBI's taxonomy places the organism in Eukaryota, Viridiplantae, Streptophyta, Magnoliopsida, Solanales, Solanaceae. The record is from RefSeq and is a predicted model, not a curated record.
AUGGAUUUUAAUUUUCAGCUAUUAAUAACGACCAUCACAACCAUCACCGCCGUCACCGUUUUCAUAAUUUGCGGGAUCAAAUUACGGUGGUUCAACCCCGACAAUCGCCUACCGCCGCCGUUCACGGUGGAAGAAAACUACAGCGAAGAGAAUUGCUGCGUCGUUUGCCUGAACGAUGUUGUCGGCGGUGAGGAUUGCCGGAAACUACCGAAAUGCGGCCAUGUUUUUCACGUCGAGUGUGUGGACACGUGGCUAGAGCGCAAUUGGACGUGCCCAAUUUGCAGAAGGCAAGUUACUGAUGAUCUACCUAAGAAACAAGGUGAAAAUACCGUUUUGUCCUAUCUUAUUACCCGGAGUGAAGAUUUUAUGGUCAAGUUUUUUAGUCCUUUUACAGAAGAACUCAUGAUGACUUUGAUCGAAAGCGUAAUUUUGCCCCGAACUUGA